Molecule: messenger RNA, 474 nt
Organism: Marasmius oreades (fairy-ring Marasmius)
Lineage: Eukaryota; Fungi; Basidiomycota; Agaricomycetes; Agaricales; Marasmiaceae
Exons: 1
Coding region: 1-474 (157 amino acids)
Source: RefSeq, a predicted model, not a curated record
AUGAAGACUGGCUGGUAUGUCUUUACCAGGGAUGCUAUUUUCAAUGAAUCUAGGUUCGGGCACUUGGAUACCAUGAGAACUGCUGUUCAAGUCCUGCCAACAGUUGUUGAAGAUAUGGCUGAUGAAGAUGAUUCACAAACACUUCCUAUUAACCUGGAUGUCCCAGUACUUCCUACAUUCUCCACAGAUACACCACUGGAACCUCUUAAUGCAAUUACAAUGGCAGAGACCCGAUGCUCUAAAUGCUCUAUAACAAGAACUAUGAUUGGUCAACUGUGGCAAACUAGUUUCGAUGCAGCGAAAGAUCAUUUGCAUCGUCUAUAUAGUAAACAGAAGGCCAAAGCGAUCAUUGAACACGUUAUACAGGAUCUCGUUAACCUUCAAGUUGCAGAAGAUAUUGUGACUGAUGAUACAUCAGAGAUACUGGCAGAACAUGAUAUCCCACUGAUUGUGGCACUGUCUAUCUAUUCCUGA